Halteromyces radiatus is the source of this 1477-nucleotide messenger RNA. RefSeq lists its product as uncharacterized. The record is from RefSeq and is a predicted model, not a curated record. Bases 13 to 1371 code for a protein of 452 amino acids. NCBI's taxonomy places the organism in Eukaryota, Fungi, Mucoromycota, Mucoromycetes, Mucorales, Cunninghamellaceae. The transcript has 3 exons.
UUAUAUAUAUUAAUGAUGCUCUCAUCUACAAACGCUAAAGCCAAAGGCAAUAUAUCAUCCGUCUUUGCCCACUUGGGUGCCAGUACCACAAAGUUGGAUCCUCGAUUUGUGACAUUGAAAAAGGACAUUUGUAAGACAACCGACGUGUUGCAAGCAAGUUAUGAUCGAUUAAUCAGCAAGUUUGAAGAAGAAAAGAAAGAAAUCCAAGCAAAAGGAUCGUCGGUGAUCCCCGAGAUUCAUAUCAAUGAUAUCAAGAACAAUGGUGGCAGAUUACCUGAUGCGGUGGCAGCCUUGGUCAAGAAACGAGGAUGUUUGGUGGUCCGUGGUCUAUUGGAUCGUACUGUGGCCAUGCAAUACAAGGCAGACAUCAAGCAGUAUAUUGACAACAACCGUGAUGUCAUGGUGGGUUAUCCUCAAGAUCAACCUCAAGUGUGGGAAUUAUAUUGGACAAAGGCUCAGGCAGCUGCUCGUGCUCAUCCUCAUUUUGAUAUCGCUACUUUGGCCAUCAAUCAACUCUGGCAUGGUCACCCUGAUACUCCCAUCGAUUUGUCCAAGAAUCUGACUUAUUGUGAUCGUCUUCGUAUUCGUGUUCCUGGUGAUGAGAAUUUUGCUUUGGCUGAACAUGUCGAUGGUGGCUCUCUUGAACGUUGGGAAGAUCCUGAAUAUCGAAAAUGUUAUGAAGAAAUAUUCAAAGGACACUGGGAGAACUUUGAUCCUUUUGAUGUCACUCAUCGUAUUGAAGCUGAGAUGGAUUUAUAUGAUGCUCCUGGAGGGUGUUCCAUGUUUCGCUUAUUCCAAGGCUGGGUAUCUCUCUCUGACAUUACACCCGGUGGUGGCACGCUCCGUGUUUGCCCGUUGAUCAAGGAACAGACGGCUUACUAUAUGAUGAAACCACUCCUGGAAGACCAUAAAGACCAAGCUGAUUUCAUGGGUGCCUGGCCCGGUCGGUGUCAAGACAUUAGUGCAACCCAUCAUCGUCCUAUUAUCGACACCAUGGUUUCUCUUCCUACGAUGCAAUACGGUGAUGGUGUGUUCUGGCAUUGUGAUCAAGUCCAUGCUGUGGAACCUAAGAAUGAAAUGAAGACGGAAGAUUCCUCCGUGCUCUAUAUUCCUUCCACGCCAAUGUGUCGAAGAAACACAGAGUAUCUUAAACGUCAACGUGCCUGUUUCCUGGCUGGUAUCACGCCUCCUGAUUUCCCUGGUAACAACACUGAACAGCAUAUAAAUGAACGUGCCACACCCGAAUCCUUGGAUACCAAACAGAAAAUCGGUAUGGGUCUCCUUCCUUUCUCUUCUUCUUCUUUGGAUGACAACUCAACACCUGGUCAACGUCAAGCUUUGAAACAACACAAUGAUAUACUUGGAUUUUAAGCUAUGGUAUCUUGAUGAUCUUUUUUUUUUUUUUUGUGUAGUGUAGUUUAUAAGUUUACAGUGUUUUUGUAUCAUUUUAAUAAACAUUCUGACACUAUUGAAGUAU